AUGAUUGAAGAGUUCCCACUUUUUUCAGAGAUUUUGCACUUGUAACCGCCAUUUCGCAAUCGUGCUUUGCAGGCUGUUAAAUCAAGUUAAACUGCUGUUGCGAAUUCAUUCCGAUCGAGUUAUUGUAAUCUGAAAGCGCAGCGCAGCAUUACAAUAUGGUGAAAGUGUUCGUCGGCAAUCUAAGCGGCAGUAGUGUGACGGAACGGGAGUUGCGCGAGGCUUUCGAAGCUGUCGGCCCGGUCACCGACUGCGUAGUUAUGCAACGCGGCGGCUUCGGCUUCGUGCACAUGGAAAACAAGCAAGACGCGAACCAGGCCAUCACCGCCCUGAACGGUACCGAGCUCUGUGGCACGAAACUGAGCGUCGAAAUAUCGCGACCGCGCCGAGGUGACAUUUCAGGCGACGACAACGACGUAAAGAUUUUCAUUGGCAACCUCGACAAAGACAAAGUCACGAAUAAUGACUUAGAAAAUGCGUUCUCGAAGUACGGAGACGUCAGCGAAGCGGUAGUCGUGGACAAAUACGGUUUCGUUCACAUGAGUAACCGAGACGACGCCAAGAUUGCCAUAGGACGACUGCACAAGACGAGUCUUAACGGAUGCCUUGUUGACGUAUGCAUGUCGACUGGCGAAAACCGACGCGGUGGCGGUGAUAGUCGUGGUGGUGGAGGCCGUGGCGGCGGAGGCAGAGACUUUAGCGGUGGACGCCGCGGAAGUGAUCGACGCGACGACCGCGGGGGUGGCGGAAGACGAGAUCCGUACUACGAUGACUACUAUGGGCCGCCGCGUGGUGGUUACGAUUACGGAAGACGUCCACCUCCUCCAGACCCGUAUUACCGAGAUAGAUACGACUCGCGAGACGACGGUUAUGGCCGACGACCUCCACCUCCUCCUCCACCUCGAGGCCGAGAUCCUUACUAUAACGACCCGUACUAUGGACCUCCCCGAGGUGGCGAUUCUUACGGCUAUCCACCAGCAAGAGACUCGUAUGCAGAUUACGGACCGUCUUACGACCGCGGAGCUCCUCCCCCGAGAAGAGACGAAGGUGGUCCUCGAGGUAGUCGGUACCCACCACCUCCGAUGGGCCGUGAGACUGCGCCUGAUCCAUAUCCACCUCGACGAGACGAGUACGCAGCUCCUCCUAGAUCCGAUUAUGGCGCUGCUCCGCGUUCCGACUACCCAGAUACGUACGCUCGAGGACGACAAAUACCACAGCAUGAAAAUUUCGCUGAAGAUAGUUACGGAUCAUCGAGAGCGGGAGGUUCCGGUGGUCUAUACAACACGUUGAGUUCAGGGAUGGCGCCGUCUGGACUCAGUGAGUAUCCCGGAGAAAAGAGACCGGUUGCCUCGGAAUCAUAUGGGUACUCCUCUGGCGGGCCGCCGCCGGCGAAGCGAAGCGCGUACGGAACUGCGGACCUGGGAUCUUACGGAUAUUAAAACUGAAGUUCUUUUUACCAAGUGAUUGCACUAAAAUAUUGAAAACGCAGUUUCCAAUUUACUACCGCAAUAGAUUGAUUUUACAAUCAAGCUAGUUAUUUUAAACAUAUUGCUGUUAAGUAUGUCGUUGUGUUGUCUUUGAAUAACCUCUCUCCUUUGAAAUAUAGUAUUUGAUUGCUGA
Molecule: messenger RNA, 1617 nt
Organism: Symsagittifera roscoffensis
Lineage: Eukaryota; Metazoa; Xenacoelomorpha; Acoela; Convolutidae
Product: RNA-binding protein lark-like
Exons: 2
Coding region: 156-1436 (426 amino acids)
Cellular component (GO): nucleus
Molecular function (GO): mRNA binding
Source: RefSeq, a predicted model, not a curated record